AUGCCGGGGCAACCUAUCAAAGAAUGGCAACAACCAUCUUUCACGACAUUAUUCACGGAGAGGUGGAAGUGUAUGUGCAUGAUAUGGUGGUUAAGUCGAAAACAACCGAAGAACAUACGACUGCACUUGAGAAGUUCUUCCUUAGACUUCGAAAGUAUAAUGUUCUUCCUUAGACUUCGAAAGUAUAAUUUGAAGCUCAACCCGGCAAAAUGUCUGUUUGGAGCCACAUCCGGAGUAUUUCUGGGGCAUAUGGUUCGUCGGAAGGGCAUAGAGAUUGACCCUUCGAAAGCCAAAGCUAUUCUGGAAAUGCCAGCACCAAGGACAGAAAAAGAAGUCCGAGGCUUCUUGGGAAGGUUACAGUACAUUAGUCGUUUCAUCAAUCAGUUGGCCGAUACCUGUGGCCCAAUUUUCAAGCUACUUAGGAAAGGAGUGGCAGUCAAAUGGAAUGAGGAUUGUCAGGCGGCCUUUGACCAAGUCAAACAAUACCUGCUAUCCCCGCCAGUCUUACAACCACCAAGGCUAGGAAAGCCUUUGCUACUGUACUUGUCGGUAACAGAAGAAGCAAUGGGGGCCAUAUUAGCUCAACAAGCAGAAGAUACAAGGAUAGAAAACGCCGUGUAUUACCUCAGUAAGAGGAUGCUGGAAUAUGAGUUGAAAUACAACAAGAUAGAAAAGUUGUGCCUGGCUCUAGCGGAGGCCUUGCUGCAUCAAUUAGCAGAAUUGCCGCGAAGACCAAAUGCCGAAGUAGAAUUUCCUGAUGAGGACUUGUUGAGCUUGGAAGGUGAGGUCUGGGAGAUGUAUCGAUGGAGCUUCAAACCUACCAUGGAAAACGGGAUUGGAGUCGUAUUCAAACUCCUUGUGGGAGAAUUUACGUCCCAAUCGCAGUCAAAACUAGAUUUCGACUGUACAACAACGAAAGCGAGUAUGAAGCUUGCUCAAGGGUUUAGAAGCGGCCCUGGAAAAAGAAUAAAAAUCCUAGGGUUUUCGGAGAUCCAACCUGAUAGUCUUCUCAAGCUCUACAGGGAAAUGGAAAUUAAGGAAGAGCGGUUGGUUCCUUACCUACGACGCUUGGACGAAGGGGAGAUCAAAAUCAUCCGACCUCGACCUCUGACAGUUCAGCUACAGAAACAGCCAGCACAUAUCAUGAAUUUGGUGGAUGACAAGCCCUGGUAUUGGGAUAUACAGAAUUAUCUUCAAAAUGGAGCCUACCCUGAGGGAUCCACCAAGACUGAUCAACGGAUAUUGAGACAGUUAGCAUCCGGAUAUUUCCUUACUGGGGGAAUUCUGUAUAAAAAAAGUUGGAAUGGCCUGCAUCUAAGGUGCGUUGAUGAGGGAGAAGCUCAAACCAUUAUGGAUUCCUUACAUAAUGGGCAGUCUGGUCCACACAUGCACGGGAUAGCCUUGGCUCGAAAUAUGAACCUGGGUUAUUACUGUCGACCAUAUUGCAGAUUUGCGGAGGCACGCGCGGAAGUUGCCACGAUGUCAGGUUUUGCUAAGCUACAAAGACAAGCCUCCCGGUUCAGUCUAAAUCCCAUUACUUCACCAUGGCCUUUCGCAACUUGGGCAUUAGACGUGAUCGGAAAGAUCCAUCAAAAAGGCUUCCAGAUGGCCAUCAAUUCAUUCUGGUUCGUUCGUUACCAACAUCCUUUGUCGGAUGAACCACCAUUCGAGAUUCAUCACGCAUUCGAGAUCAUUACUGAUAAUGGGUCUCACUUUCAAAGCGAAUUCUCGGAUCUACUGAAGCAAAAGAAGAUUCAGCAUCACAAGCCUUCACCCUAUCGUCCACAAACAAAUGGGGCUGUAGAGGCUGCAAACAAGGCUAUAAAGGUCAUUUUGCAGAAGACAAUUCAAAAGCAUAGAGCGUGGCACGAACAAUUGCCAAAUGCCUUGUGGGAUACAGGACUUCAAUCAGAACACCUACUGGGGCAACCCCGUAUUCCUUAG
Jatropha curcas is the source of this 1944-nucleotide messenger RNA. The record is from RefSeq and is a predicted model, not a curated record. Lineage: Eukaryota; Viridiplantae; Streptophyta; Magnoliopsida; Malpighiales; Euphorbiaceae.